GGUGUUAUAAAUUUUAUUGAAUAAAAAUCGGUGAUAGUGAGGAAGACAUUUUGAUCCAGGUGAUUUAAAAUAAUUUAUUUUUUGUUAAUCAAAAUUUUCUGCCAUUUAUAAUUGAUAAACGAUUCAUCAAAUUUGAUCAAUGGCAUCCAUAUUAUCGCGUUCAUCAUCGAAAUGUUUGGCCAACAUAAAAAACAAAUCGAUUAAUUUGGUCAAUCAAAAGAACAAUGUCUCCUCCUACACGAAUGCCAAUAAUAAACGAAAAAUUCUAUUGGCUACGGCCGGUGUAUUUGGUGCUGGAACUGUCGGUUUAAUCUAUAGUCUACAUCAAUCGGUUAAAGCUAUUGAUAUCUAUUGUCAUCCACCUGAUUAUCCGUGGCCACAUUAUGGUAUUUUCAAAUCAUUUGAUCAUAAAGCAAUUCGUCGUGGUUAUGAGGUAUAUAAACAAGUUUGUGCGGCUUGCCAUAGCCUUAAAUUUGUUCGUUAUCGUGAAUUGAUUGGUGUUUCACAUACAGAAGAUGAAGCCCGUGCUGAAGCCGAAGAGAUACAAGUACAAGAUGGUCCAAAUGAACAUGGUAAAAUGUUCAUGCGACCGGGUAAACUAUCCGAUGCAUUUCCAUCACCGUAUCCGAAUGAAGAAGCUGCACGUGCUGCCAAUAAUGGUGCAUAUCCACCGGAUUUGAGUUAUAUUGUGCUUGCACGACAUGGCUAUGAGAAUUAUAUUUUCUCGUUGAUAACUGGUUAUCAAGAACCACCGGCCGGAUUUAUUGUCGGUGAAGGACAAUAUUUUAAUCCGUAUUUCCCCGGUGGUGCUAUUUCAAUGGCUCAAGCAUUGUAUGAUGAAGCAGUAGAAUAUUCAGAUGGUACACCACCAACAGCAUCACAAUUGGCUAAAGAUGUGACAACAUUUUUAGCAUGGUGUGCACAACCCGAACAUGAUAAACGUAAAAAAUUAUUAAUUGACUCUUUGCUUGUAUUGGGCGUGAUCGGUGCUGCACUAUGGUAUUGGAAACGACAUUUAGGUUCAACGAUUAAAUCGCGUAAAAUUCUUUUCCGUCAACCGCUGUCAUCAUCAUCGAAACCCAAAAAUUAGAUUACACAAA
Messenger RNA from Dermatophagoides pteronyssinus (European house dust mite), 1100 nucleotides. It is a transcript of the gene Cyt-c1, whose product is annotated as Cytochrome c1. Gene Ontology annotation, cellular component: respiratory chain complex III. Lineage: Eukaryota; Metazoa; Arthropoda; Arachnida; Sarcoptiformes; Pyroglyphidae. Gene Ontology annotation, biological process: mitochondrial electron transport, ubiquinol to cytochrome c. Gene Ontology annotation, molecular function: electron transfer activity; heme binding. The record is from RefSeq and is a predicted model, not a curated record.